Messenger RNA from Nothobranchius furzeri (turquoise killifish), 1554 nucleotides. RefSeq names its product capping protein (actin filament), gelsolin-like b (gene capgb). The record is from RefSeq and is a predicted model, not a curated record. Lineage: Eukaryota; Metazoa; Chordata; Actinopteri; Cyprinodontiformes; Nothobranchiidae. Gene Ontology annotation, biological process: actin polymerization or depolymerization; actin filament severing; central nervous system development. Gene Ontology annotation, molecular function: actin filament binding; phosphatidylinositol-4,5-bisphosphate binding. Gene Ontology annotation, cellular component: actin cytoskeleton; cytoplasm.
GCUUUCAUCACUGCAGCUCCAGUUACUUCCUCAUAUAAGCUAACCAGGCCAGGUGAGCUCAAACACUCCUCUGUGCCAGGCUGCUCAUUACCUCAAAGCUUCUCACACAACAAACACACACUCCAGUGGACACGCAGAAUGGAGCCGGAGGCAGACAGCAUGCCGGAGGUACCAGAGGGGAUCAUACAGAUGCAACCAUUCCAGGCAGCACCGGGCCAGUUCGGUCCAGAGGUCCGGCAGCGCGGUCUGCGGGUGUGGAGGGUGGAGAAGAUGAAGGCGGUGCCACUGAACCCUUCUGAGGUGGGGUCUUUCUUUAAUGGAGACUCCUAUCUGGUGCUGGAGAACCGGGGCGAGCAGGGGGCUGACCUACACAUGUGGAUCGGAGAGAAAUCUUCUAGGGACGAGCAGGUAGCAUGUGCCAUGCUGGCCACCCAGCUUGACAACUUCCUUGGUGGUGACCCGGUUCAACACAGGCAGGUCCAGGGCUUCGAAUCCCCUGAGUUCAUGCAGCUUUUCCCCAGAGGGGUCAGCUACAAGGAUGGUGGUGUGGAGUCAGGCUUCAGGAGGUCUCAGGGUGGCGGGACGGUCCAGAGGUUGUACCAGAUCAAAGGGAAACGCAACAUCCGUGCCAAGGAGGUGGAGAUGAGCUGGAGCAGCUUCAACAAAGGAGACUGCUUCAUCCUCGACCUUGGAGAGACGAUCGUGUCGUGGAUCGGCUCGCAGGCCAACAUCUUCGAGAAGCAGAAGGUGCGAGAGAUUGCCUCGUUGAUCCGAGACACGGACAGACACGGGAAGGCUCGCAUCGUGGACACGUGUGAGGGAGAAGAACCUGAGGAGAUGCUGAAGGUUCUCGGAAAGAUGCCGGCGCUGGCAGAAAGCACCCCAGAGGAGGACAGCAAAGCUGAUGCUUCCAACUCUGCCUCCCUCUACAAGGUGUCUGAUGCCACAGGGGCCAUGACUACUACCAAAGUGUCUGAUAAAAGCCCGUUUGCCAAAGAGCUGCUGGUUCGAGAUGACUGCUUCAUUCUCGAUAACGGAGCAAAUGGGAAAGUCUUUGUCUGGAAAGGUAACGGAGCGAAUGAAGAGGAGAAGAGGGCUGCUCUGCAGAUGGCUGACAAGUUCAUUGAGCAGAUGAACUACCCCAGGAUGAAAACACAGGUGGAAAUUCUACCUCAGGGGAAGGAGACCAUCAUCUUCAAACAGUUCUUCAAGAACUGGAUCUGAAUAAUUGACAGGGACCUUUGUGGAACCCCACACCCAGCCAGAUGACGCUGCACAUCUGGAACCAGACAGCACCAAAAAACACAUUUUCAUUAGAAUAUUUUUUAUAAGCGUGUACAUAUGUGAGCAGGCUGCAGCCUGCUUUGGUAGGAUCAGAGAUGUGAUGCCACUUUUAUAAAUGAAGCUAAUAAAAAUGUAAUGAGAGUGUUGAAAUAUUAUGAGAAAUCUAUACAAAUUUUGACGUAAAUGAGUGGAUUUUUUUUUUUAUAAUUUUUUUGGAUUGAAUCACAGAUUUUGUCUUAAUUUGGAAAUAAACCUGAAACUGAUCUCUAA